UAACUACUAAUCUCAAAGUUUUCCCUAAAUUUUAAAAUUUUCAAAAAAAUAAAACACAAAACCACCGAAGUUGUCUAUCUUACGUUUGACUCGAAGGAAGGUGUUCCCUAAUGAUGAUCGUUGUUACGCACACAAUACAAUCGAAGGAGAAAAGCAACCAUUAAGCAAUCAAUUCAAUGUCAUCAUCAUCGUCAUCAUCAUCAUCGCCAACUCCCAUUCUUUGCGCUUCUUUCAACCAAGACAAUAGUUGCUUUGCAAUUGGAACCAAAGAUGGUUUCAGAAUAUUUGAUACCAAUACAGGAAAACUCUGUUAUGAAAGAGCUGUUGGUGCGUUCUCUAUUGUUGAGAUGCUGUUUACUUCAAGUCUUCUGGCUAUUGUUGGUGCUGGUGAUCAGCCAUCUUUGUCGCCUCGCCGUCUCUGUUUAUUCAACACUACUACUGGAGCUCCUCUUAGAGAAUUGAACUUUCUUACUUCAAUAUUAGCUAUUCGCAUGAAUCGAAAAAGACUCAUUGUCAUUUUACAAGACAAAGCAUAUGUGUAUGACAUAAAUAGCCUUUUAAUCUUGGACAAUUUCGACACGGUGCCAAAUAGUAAAGGACUUUGUGCUUUUUCCCCUUGUUUGGAUGCUUGCUACAUGGCUCUUCCCGCUAGCACCACAAAAGGAUCUGCAUUGUUGUACAAUGCUAUGGAUUGUAAUUUACACUGUGAGAUUGACGCUCAUCGUUCACCACUGGCUGCAAUGGUGUUUUCUUCUAAUGGAAUGUACAUAGCUACUGCAUCCGAGCAAGGAACCUUAGUCAGAGUUCAUUUGGUGUCAGAUGCAACAAAGUCAUAUAGCUUCCGAAGGGGUUCAUAUUCAUCUACUAUAUUUUCUCUUUCGUUUGGGCCAUCAAAGCAGCUUCCCGAUAUUCUAGCAGCCACUAGUUCUUCUGGUUCUAUUCAUCUCUUCACUCUCGGGUUUGUUUCACAUCCAAGGAGCAAGAGGUCGAGUGGUUUUCUUGGAUCAAUAAUUCCUGAUGCUGUCAACGAUGUGCUAGAUCCUGCUUAUCAUCACGUUCUUCAUAAUGCCGUUCCUGCCGGAGUCAAAAGCUCCGCAGUCAUUUGCAAGGUUGAGAAUGUUACAGACACCUCAUCCUAUGAACUUUUGGCUUGUAGGGCGAGCAUGUGUGUGAUAAGUUAUAAUGGCUACUUUCAAGAAUAUAACUUGAGCAUUGAUGCUCAGAAAAUGUCUUGGUCUUUAGAGCGAGAGACCAAUCUUUUGACUGUGGCAUUGGAUAAAGUUCUAUGAAUAGAAAAAUACAUGGUGCCAACAUUUGGUUAAACUUUCCAAAGCUACUACCAUAACUUCUUCCAACAUGAAUGUGUUAGGUGGAGGAAAUCAUGAUCCUAGAUUAAUUAUUGGUAUGUAUAGAAAGGUGACAAUACAUUACUCUCCUAUAAUGUCAUAGGAGUAUUAGAUUUGGUAAUUAUCUAUACAACCUUGAAAGAGUUUAUAUAGAGAGUUUAUAUAGAGGCACAUUCCUCAUUUUACAAGCUCGUUUUAUAAGGAUGAGAUAGGUCAAACUCUAAUAUGGUAUGAAAGCCUAUCGAUCGGAUCAUAGGGUAUUCGGUGUUAAUAUCCAUGCACCAAACCCAAAAGAGUGUUGGGCGUAAGGGUUUCCAUAUUAAUUAGAGAUAGAGUCUUGAAAUAGAAUGACACCUCUCAUUUUAUAAGUCGGUUUUGUAAUGACGAGUUCAACCAAAUUUUAAUAAUUACAUCAAAAAUAUGUAUGAUGAUGAUCAUUUAUUAA
Lathyrus oleraceus (garden pea) is the source of this 1791-nucleotide messenger RNA. Its product is annotated as autophagy-related protein 18b. The record is from RefSeq and is a predicted model, not a curated record. Gene Ontology annotation, molecular function: protein binding. NCBI's taxonomy places the organism in Eukaryota, Viridiplantae, Streptophyta, Magnoliopsida, Fabales, Fabaceae. Bases 177 to 1289 code for a protein of 370 amino acids. The transcript has 11 exons.